Molecule: messenger RNA, 1026 nt
Organism: Fusarium tjaetaba
Lineage: Eukaryota; Fungi; Ascomycota; Sordariomycetes; Hypocreales; Nectriaceae
Product: sphingoid long-chain base transporter RSB1
Exons: 4
Coding region: 1-1026 (341 amino acids)
Cellular component (GO): plasma membrane; fungal-type vacuole
Source: RefSeq, a predicted model, not a curated record
AUGAACAAUACUCAAAGAGAACGAUGUGAGAAGAUUUCUCCCGACUGUCCCCUCGAGGACACCAUCUACGGCUAUGUCCCGAACAUGGGCGGCAACGCCUUUUUCGGCGUCAUCUUCAGUAUCUGCACCCUUGUCCAAGUCUACUUCCUCAUCCGCUACUGGCGUCUCUGGAAAGGCUACACCAUUCUCGUCCUUAUAGGCAGUCUGCUCGAAUGCUGCGGUUACGCCGGCCGAAUUCUCAUGUCCAAGAACCCGUGGGACGGCGCGGCUACGUCAAUCCAGUUCGUGCUUCUGAUGGUCGGUCCAUCGUUCCUUGCUGCAGCGCUUUACAUGACGCUUCGUGCUUUAGUACAGUACUUUGGGGAACAGUAUACCAAGCUUCCAGCGAGACUUUGGACGUGGCCGUUCGUCACUGCUGACAUGCUGGGGUUCUUCUCACAGUGUGUUGGUGGUGUCAUGGCGUCGAUGACGGAGAAGUAUCCUUCUCUUGGAACUGUUGGAAGGGUGAUCAUGGUGUUUGGUGUAUCAUUUCAGGCCGUCGUCAUGGCCAUUGCAGGUAUUCUUGCUGCUGACUUUGCUUUGCGUAUGCGUCGAGAACGUGGAAGUGUCUUUCGACAUCUACCCAAAGACCUCAACAUCUUUCUGAUCUCUCUGACGGUUGUAUUCCUUCUCGUUCUCACCCGUUGUAUCUACCGAAUCCCCGAGUUGGCUGGCGGCGUCGGCGGACGCAUGAUGCGACAAGAGGUUGAGUUCAUGAUCCUCGAUGGCUGUAUGAUCGCCAUAUCAGUCAUUUUGCUCUCCGUCAUCCAUCCUGGUAUCUACGCUACCGCAAUCCAUGGCGGUGCCGACCAUCGAUCCAAGUCAGUCAGACUCAUGGAUCUCGAAUCGAAUCGCGGAGAGGACAUUCAAGCAGAUCACACAGAUCACCGUCAAACAGAUCACGUAGGUCACCUGCAGGACGAUACGAACCUCGGCGAGAGCAUCGACGAGAGCCCUCCGACUACUGAGUUCGGCGACGUGUUGUAG